AUGACAGUAAAACACGGAUUUUAUUAUAACAAAAACCAUGAUGAUCAUUUGUACAUGGAUGAAACAUCUAUUAAGCAAAUCAUUGAACGUUUAUCUUCACCACCGACUCCAUUUGUUCUCUAUAGUUUAAACCAAUUUUCUUAUAAUAUUCGCACUUAUCAGCAUGCACUUGCCGAGCUCGCACCAAUACGUACUCGACUAUCGUAUUCGAUGAAAGCGAACUACAAUCCUCACUUAUUGACAAUCCUGAAAUCAUCUCGGGUGAUGUUAACUACAGUGAGUGGCGGAGAAAUGCAGUUAGCAUUGUCCAGUGGAUUUGAACCAUCGUCAAUUAUCUAUAAUGGUAAUGGAAAAACCGAUGAAAGUAUUCAAAUGGCUGUUGAUAGUGGUGUUUUACUCAAUGUAGAUAGUUUGUUCGAUCUUGAAGUUAUCUUUCAAUACGCAAGAAAAUUAAAUAAGAUUGCCAAUGUGCUUAUACGUGUAAAUCCUGAUCUAAGCGAUUCGCAUGUUCAUGCUUAUAACACAACUGCAUCGAAAACGAGUAAAUUUGGAACGAGCAUCGAUGAAUUGGAGCCGCUAUUUACAAAGAUCGAGGAAAAUCAAGAUAAAUGGAUUCGUUUGUACGGUUUUCAUUGUCAUCUAGGCUCGACCAUAUCGAAUACACAGGUCAUUGUCACAUGCGUAGACAAAUUAGUGGCACUGUUUGAUACAAAACGUUUUCCUCAUCUUCGGUUUCUUAAUAUCGGUGGUGGAUUAAAUAUUGAUUAUAAACGAUACGCAAAUCGUACAAGGGAACAACCCGAAGAGCCAAUUGCAAUUCCUACGAUUGAAGAAUAUAUUCAAGCAAUAAAAGCACCAUUACAACCCAUUGCUAAGUUAGUCGAGUUAAUCGUUGAACCUGGUCGAAGUUUAAUUGCAGAUGCCUGCGUAUUAAUAACACGUGUCUUAGGACAAAAACAAACAGGCUCAAUACGACAAUUAGUUGUUGAUGCUUCAAUGACUGAAUGCAUUCGGCCUGCAUUAUAUCAAGCCUAUCAUCAUAUUGAUACGAUUGUUUCAUCGACAACAGAUGAACAUACUCUAUAUGAUAUCGUAGGACCUGUUUGCGAAAGUGGAGAUUUUCUUGGUAAACAACGCUAUCUACCAAAAGCAUUGGAACGCGGAGAUUUUCUAGCAGUAUUCGAUGUUGGUGCUUAUUGCUCAAGUAUGAGCUCGAAUUACAAUAUGCGGCCACGUCCUGCUGAAUAUGCGUUAGAUGAACAUGAACAGAUAAAAGUCUUACGAAAGAGAGAAACUAAUGAAGAUCUUCUUCGAACCUAUUGUGUCGAUUAG
Messenger RNA from Adineta ricciae, 1332 nucleotides. Lineage: Eukaryota; Metazoa; Rotifera; Eurotatoria; Adinetida; Adinetidae. The record is from the annotation of a GenBank genome assembly.